This is a messenger RNA of Mesocricetus auratus (golden hamster), 1953 nucleotides long. RefSeq names its product biogenesis of lysosomal organelles complex 1 subunit 5 (gene Bloc1s5). Gene Ontology annotation, cellular component: BLOC-1 complex; transport vesicle. The record is from RefSeq and is a predicted model, not a curated record. NCBI's taxonomy places the organism in Eukaryota, Metazoa, Chordata, Mammalia, Rodentia, Cricetidae. Bases 56 to 619 code for a protein of 187 amino acids. The transcript has 5 exons.
GCCUCCGGGUUUGCGCCUGCGCAGCGGAGCCCUCGGGUGGGCGGAGCUGGUCGGCAUGAGUGGCGGAGGAACGGAGACCCCUGUAGCCUGCGAGGCCGCUCCGGGAGGCGGCAGUAAGAAGAGGGAGUCGCUGGGAACGUCGGGUGCGGCGCACCUCAUUAUCAAGGAUCUUGGAGAGAUUCAUUCAAGGCUUCUGGAUCACAGACCAGUUACCCAAGGGGAAAUUCGUUAUUUUGUAAAAGAAUUCGAAGAAAAACGUGGCCUUCGAGAAUUGCGAGUUCUUGAGAACGUGAAGAGUAUGAUCCAGGAAACAAAUGACCGCAUGCUUCCCAGAUGCAGGGAGACAAUGCAGGAUGGCCUGGAGGAGGCCGUGCAGAGAUUGCAAGCAGCUAACGACUCCAUCUGCAGACUCCAACAGAGAGAACAGGAACGGAAAAAGGUGAUUAAUGACCACUUGACGGCUAGUGAGAAGUGGCGUCUGCUCCAGUGGGAGGAGUUCCUGAAAGAACAGCCACAGCGCCAAGCUGCAGUGGAUGACGAGCACAGGAGAGCUGUGGAAAGGCUCAGAGAGCAAUAUGCUGCAAUGGAGAAGGACCUAGCCAAGUUUUCCACCUUUUAAGAACUUGAUCUACAGGGGCAGAUGAAUGAGAAAGCCCUGGCUUCCCCCAGAUCUUCCCACCAACCAUGUAGCCUCUUCUUUGAACUUAGAAAUAUACCCAGUGGCACUCUUAGGUCUGAAGAGAGAAACUUCUGGAGCCAGAUAAAUGUUCGUGGAAAAAGAGUGCUUAUGUGUCUAAAUGUGAUCAUUUGAAGAAGAGUGAAAAUGGGACAGAUUUAUUUCUAGCCAGAUUUGCUCUUCUUUUCGAUGAUUAGUUUAGAUUGCUGUGUGUGAAUUUCAAGAGUUCAUUUUUACCAAGCAUAGAUGGUCUAUGAUUGUGGAUUAAAUGGCAGCCAUGACAGCUGCCUGUCACAGCGUCUCUGAGGAAGGCCAUCAGAACAGCUUCUGCUGUGACAGAGGUGCCAUGGUGGGCUUUGAACAAACUUGCUUGAAGAUACCAGAUUUUGCAGUACAACACAAUACCAUGCGUUUUAUUGGGAGACAAGACAUACCUGAUUGGUGACCUUCUAGAACUUAAUAAUCCCAUCUUCUAAACUGCUUAGGAGAAAAAUCCCACCAAAGUGCAUUCUGAUAUUUAGCCUCUCCAAGGAUCAUCAUCUUGCCCAUAGUGCUUCCCUUGCUUUUGUGUCUGUUUUGCUUUGGGCAAGCUCGUCAAGGGAUAGUGUCUGUACAUGCUUCAGCUGCUCAGUGGGCAGUCGGCAGAAUCUGCCAAGGAGUCCCUUCAGAACCACGCAAGAUUGGCCCCAGGCAGAUAGAAAUGUCUGCCCACCCCUGGCGGUGGUGGCGCAUGCCUUUAAUCCCAGCACUCGGGAAGCAGAGGCAGGUGGAUCGCUGUGAGUUCGAGGCCGGGCUGGACCGACAGCCUCCAAAACAAUACAGAGAAACCCUGUCUCGUAAAACCAAAAAAAAAAAAAAAGGAAAAAAAGAAGAAAUGUCUGCCCACAGAGCAAAUGAUCUGUGUUAGAGGUACAUCCCCUCAGUAUUGACCUCUGCUCUCCAGCUGGAGUGUCCAAAUGGAACACCACUGUGAUCUUUAUACUUGCACUUAAUCUAAUCGAAGAGCCACGUUGAAUUUCAUUUGCUAUAAAUUAAAUAGACAUGCAUGCAGUCAUUUAAGGAGAUGCAUAGCCAGUGGGUUUGAGGUACGGGUGAGUCUCUCUAGUAUUUUCUGUUGCUCUUCAGUCAAGAAAGCUAAGAAAUACCUAACUCUCUGGUGAUAUCUUAGUGUUCUCACUGCAGAACAUUGACAAUGCUUGCCUGUGUAAAUGUAUGGCCAACUGUGAAAGCUUCAUUCUUGGCUCAUGUUGAAAUGUGAUUAAAGCUAAUAGACGAGA